CCCACAGCGGAAGCCCGGCUAGCGGCAAGCGCGGCUGUUCCUAGAGAGGCCCUGGAGGGGUUCGCGAGGGGAGGCCUUCUUCCUGGUUUCCCUGGCGUUGCCGUGGCAACAGAGGGAGCGCCGCCCCUCCCCUCCCCUCGGGCUCCUCUGAGGCCCCACCAAUUCUCCCAGGUUUUCCACUUUGAAUGUCAUUUGAGAGAAGAGGUGGACAUAUCUUCAUCUAGUUUGGAGGCAGCCUAGAAGCGCAGAAGAAGAAUGGAAGGGCGGGAGCCAGCUGCCACCCAGUUAGAAGUAUUUCCUUCUGCUGUUGAGGCAGAGAACAAUAGAGCACCCUGGGGGGACCCUUGGAGGAAAGACCAGGAGAGCAGCAUCCUCCAUUCCGACCUUCAGUGCCAGCGCUUCCGGCAUUUCCGCUAUGAGGAGGCCUUGGGGCCCCGGGAGGUUUGCAGCCGCCUCCACUCUCUCUGCUGCCGGUGGCUGAAGCCAGAGCGACACUCCAAGGCUGAGAUGCUGGACCUGGUGCUCCUGGAGCAGUUCCUGGCCGUCCUUCCUGCGGAGACGGAGCGCUGGGUGAGGGAAUGUGGGGCAGAGACCAGUUCCCAGGCCGUGGCUUUGGCUGAAGGAUUCCUCCUGAGUCAGGAAGAGGAGAGGAAGAGGGAGAAACCACAGGUGCAGGACUCUUUUCCAGAUGAAACCAACCAGGGGGAGGAAUCUGUUUCACACAUUUGGCUCGUCCAUAUUGGAGAAGGAGAAUAUAUCAUAGCCGGCAGUGAAACAUGGGGAAUUGAUAGUAGCACAACUUUCCAUGAUUCUUUUCUAAGAAGCGAUUCUGCAGGAUCAGAUCAGGUGAUAUUUGAAGAUGUGUCUGUGGAUUUCUCAGAGGAGGAGUGGGCCCUCUUGGAUCCAAGCCAAAAAGCCUUGCACCAGCAAAUCAUGGAAGAGAAUUUAGGGAUUGUGUCAUCCCUGGCCAUGCCAAUAGAGGAGACACCGUUUAAAUAUUUGGAAAAUGGAAUGGAUUUCAAUAGUAAGGAAGCGCUCACCUUUUCUCAAGAAACUCACAGAAGGGAUGAACCAUUUAAAUCUUUGGAAUGUGGAAAAAGUUUCUCUCAGAAGAUAAGCUAUGUUCAUCACAGGGCAAUUCACAAAGGAGAGAAGCUAUUUAAAUGCUCGCACUAUGGAAAGAGGUUUAGUCAUAAAAGAAACCUUAUUAGUCAUCUGGCAACUCACACAGGAGAGAAGCCAUUUAAAUGCGUACAGUGUGAAAAGAGCUUUUGUCAAAAGGGAAACCUUAUUGCUCAUCAGGCAACUCACACAGGAGUAAAGCCAUAUAAAUGCUUGCAGUGUGAAAAGAGCUUUAGUCGCAAACACAUCCUUAUUAGUCAUCAGGCAACUCACACAGGAGAGAAGCCAUUUAAAUGCUUGCAGUGUGAAAAGAGCUUCAGUCAAAAGAGAAGCCUUAUUCGUCAUCAGGCAACUCACACAGGAGAGAAGCCAUUUAAAUGUGUACAGUGUGAAAAGAGCUUUUGCCAAAAGGGAAACCUUAUUGCUCAUCAGGCAACUCACACAGGAGUAAAGCCAUUUAAAUGCUUGCAGUGUGAAAAGUGCUUUAGUCACAAGUACAUCCUUAUUCGUCAUCAGGAAACUCACACAGGAGUGAAGCCAUUUCAUUGCUUGCAGUGUGAGAAGAGCUUCAGUCACAAAAGCACCUUUAUUAGUCAUCAGGCAACUCACACAGGAGUGAAGCCAUUUAAAUGCUUAGUGUGUGAAAAGUGUUUCACUCAAAAGAGUAACCUUAUUAGUCAUCAGGCAACUCACACAGAACAGAAACCAUUUAAAUGCUUGCAGUGUAAAAAGGGCUUCAGUCGCAAGCACGUCCUUAUUCGUCAUCAAGCAACUCACACAGGAGUGAAGCCAUUUAAAUGCUUGCUGUGUGAAAAGAGCUUCAGUCAAAAACACGUCCUUAUUAGUCAUCAGGCAACUCACACAGGAGAGAAGCCAUUUAAAUGUGUGCAGUGUGAAAAGAGCUUUAGCCAAAAGGGAAGCCUUAUUAGUCAUCAGGCAACUCACACGGGAUUAAAGCCAUUUCAUUGCUUGCAGUGUGGAAAGUUCUUCAGUCGAAAGGGAACCUUUAUUUCUCAUCAGGCAACUCACUCAGGAGAGAAGCCAUUUAAAUGCUUGCAGUGUGAAAAGUGCUUUAGGCACAAGCAAGACCUUAUCCAUCAUCAGGCAACUCACAAAGGAGAGAAGCCAUUUGAAUGUCUGCAGUGUGAAAAGAGCUUCAGUCAAAAGGGAAAUCUUAUUGCUCAUCAGGCAACUCACACAGGAGAAAAGCCAUUUAAAUGCUUGCAGUGUGAAAAGAGCUUCAGUCAGAAGGGAACACUUCAUAAUCAUCAGGCCACUCAUACAGGAGAGAAGCCAUUUAAAUGCUCAGUGUGUCAAAAGAGCUUCAGUCACAAGCAAGUCCUUAUUCGUCAUCAGGCAACUCACACAGGAGAGAAGCCAUUUAAAUGCUCAGUGUGUCAAAAGAGCUUCAGUCGAAAGGACGUCCUUAUUAGUCAUCAGGCAACUCACACAGGAGAGAAACUUUUUAAAUGCUUUCAGUAUGAAAAGAGCUUUAACCAAAAUUGAAGACUUAUUAGUCAUUAGGCAACUCACACAGGAGAGAAGCCAUUUAAAUGCUCAGAGUGUGGAAAGAGCUUCAGUCGAAAAUCAUACCUUGUUUAACAUCAAGCAACUCGCAGUGGAGAAAAACUGGAGUGUGCAAAGAUCUGCAGUUGAAAGACAAGCCUUGUUUUUAAUUGUCAACCCAUACGAAAGAAAUGGGGUAAAGAGAAGUUUCUUUGUUUUAAAUCAAAGGGGGCUUGGAUCUUAGUUAUGGUAACACUGAUUUAAAAAGCUGUGGCUUUUGGGGGAAGUAAUAAUCUGACCAAUUUUCUUUGAUGAAAUAUCUCAUUAAGCAAAAGUGAUAAUAUUUUGAGAGCUAAACGAAAGAUAUUUCAGGUUUUCUUUUACCCAUUCAUGAACAUUAGUUACUGCAAAUAUUUCCUGUCAUGUAUAUUCAGGGUUUAAAAUACAUUUAAUUGAGAUGUUUGAUUUGAAGUGUGGGAAUGGGUUUAAUUAAUGACUAACAGCCCUGUGUUUCAUGUAGUUAUAUGUAUGUGGGACUGAAUUUUCUUGUAUGAAAUAACUAAGAAAGAAUCACUGAUGAACUGUUUUCUAUCUGUUCAUGCAUAAUGGUUUCUGCAAAUGUUUCAUGUCCUAUCUAUAACAUAUAAAUAAUAAUAAAUCCAAUAAGUGA
Molecule: messenger RNA, 3298 nt
Organism: Anolis carolinensis (green anole)
Lineage: Eukaryota; Metazoa; Chordata; Lepidosauria; Squamata; Anolidae
Product: zinc finger protein 84-like
Exons: 6
Coding region: 256-2628 (790 amino acids)
Biological process (GO): regulation of transcription by RNA polymerase II
Molecular function (GO): RNA polymerase II cis-regulatory region sequence-specific DNA binding; DNA-binding transcription factor activity
Source: RefSeq, a predicted model, not a curated record